AUGACUGAAGACGUGGAUGGCCACGUCCUCGAUAAGUAUGACCUUCAGAAGAGGCUCGGCAAGGGAGCCUACGGUAUCGUUUGGAAGGCAAUCGAUCGUCGGACAAAAGAAACUAUCGCUUUGAAAAAGGUGAUUGAUUUUCAGACGGGUAUGACUGAAGACGUGGAUGGCCACGUCCUCGAUAAGUAUGACCUUCAGAAGAGGCUCGGCAAGGGAGCCUACGGUAUCGUUUGGAAGGCAAUCGAUCGUCGGACAAAAGAAACUAUCGCUUUGAAAAAGGUGUGUGAACAUUUUAUUGAUUGCUAUCUCUCUUUUCGGUUAAGCUAA
Messenger RNA from Strongylus vulgaris, 327 nucleotides. The record is from the annotation of a GenBank genome assembly. NCBI's taxonomy places the organism in Eukaryota, Metazoa, Nematoda, Chromadorea, Rhabditida, Strongylidae.